AGUAGUAGUAGUAGUAGUAGUAGUAGUAGUAGUAGUAGUAGUAGUAGUAGUAGUAGUAGUAGUAGUAGUAGUAGUAGUAGUAGUAGUAGUAGUAGUAGUAGUAGUAGUAGUAGUAGUAGUAGUAGUAGUAGUAGUAGUAGUAGUAGUAGUAGUAGUAGUAGUAGUAGUAGUAGUAGUAGUAGUAGUAGUAGUAGUAGUAGUAGUAGUAGUAGUAGUAGUAGUAGUAGUAGUAGUAGUAGUAGUAGUAGUAGUAGUAGUAGUAGUAGUAGUAGUAGUAGUAGUAGUAGUAGUAGUAGUAGUAGUAGUAGUAGUAGUAGUAGUAGUAGUAGUAGUAGUAGUAGUAGUAGUAGUAGUAGUAGUAGUAGUAGUAGUAGUAGUAGUAGUAGUAGUAGUAGUAGUAGUAGUAGUAGUAGUAGUAGUAGUAGUAGUAGUAGUAGUAGUAGUAGUAGUAGUAGUAGUAGUAGUACUGUGACGUACGGGACAGCUUCAGCCCCCUUUCUUGCCACCAGAAGCCUGCCUGGCACGGCUCCGACAAGUAGUAGUAGUAGUAGUAGUAGUAGUAGUAGUAGUAGUAGUAGUAGUAGUAGUAGUAGUAGUAGUAGUAGUAGUAGUAGUAGUAGUAGUAGUAGUAGUAGUAGUAGUAGUAGUAGUAGUAGUAGUAGUAGUAGUAGUAGUAGUAGUAGUAGUAGUAGUAGUAGUAGUAGUAGUAGUAGUAGUAGUAGUAGUAGUAGUAGUAGUAGUAGUAGUAGUAGUAGUAGUAGUAGUAGUAGUAGUAGUAGUAGUAGUAGUAGUAGUAGUAGUAGUAGUAGUAGUAGUAGUAGUAGUAGUAGUAGUAGUAGUAGUAGUAGUAGUAGUAGUAGUAGUAGUAGUAGUAGUAGUAGUAGUAGUAGUAGUAGUAGUAGUAGUAGUAGUAGUAGUAGUAGUAGUAGUAGUAGUAGUAGUAGUAGUAGUAGUAGUAGUAGUAGUAGUAGUAGUAGUAGUAGUAGUAGUAGUAGUAGUAGUAGUAGUAGUAGUAGUAGUAGUAGUAGUAGUAGUAGUAGUAGUAGUAGUAGUAGUAGUAGUAGUAGUAGUAGUAGUAGUAGUAGUAGUAGUAGUAGUAGUAGUAGUAGUAGUAGUAGUAGUAGUAGUAGUAGUAGUAGUAGUAGUAGUAGUAGUAGUAGUAGUAGUAGUAGUAGUAGUAGUAGUAGUAGUAGUAGUAGUAGUAGUAGUAGUAGUAGUAGUAGUAGUAGUAGUAGUAGUAGUAGUAGUAGUAGUAGUAGUAGUAGUAGUAGUAGUAGUAGUAGUAGUAGUAGUAGUAGUAGUAGUAGUAGUAGUAGUAGUAGUAGUAGUAGUAGUAGUAGUAGUAGUAGUAGUAGUAGUAGUAGUAGUAGUAGUAGUAGUAGUAGUAGUAGUAGUAGUAGUAGUAGUAGUAGUAGUAGUAGUAGUAGUAGUAGUAGUAGUAGUAGUAGUAGUAGUAGUAGUAGUAGUAGUAGUAGUAGUAGUAGUAGUAGUAGUAGUAGUAGUAGUAGUAGUAGUAGUAGUAGUAGUAGUAGUAGUAGUAGUAGUAGUAGUAGUAGUAGUAGUAGUAGUAGUAGUAGUAGUAGUAGUAGUAGUAGUAGUAGUAGUAGUAGUAGUAGUAGUAGUAGUAGUAGUAGUAGUAGUAGUAGUAGUAGUAGUAGUAGUAGUAGUAGUAGUAGUAGUAGUAGUAGUAGUAGUAGUAGUAGUAGUAGUAGUAGUAGUAGUAGUAGUAGUAGUAGUAGUAGUAGUAGUAGUAGUAGUAGUAGUAGUAGUAGUAGUAGUAGUAGUAGUAGUAGUAGUAGUAGUAGUAGUAGUAGUAGUAGUAGUAGUAGUAGUGAACAACGGCUCAUAUAA
Sabethes cyaneus is the source of this 1851-nucleotide messenger RNA. RefSeq lists its product as uncharacterized. The annotation marks the transcript as partial. The record is from RefSeq and is a predicted model, not a curated record. The transcript is spliced from 3 exons. Lineage: Eukaryota; Metazoa; Arthropoda; Insecta; Diptera; Culicidae.